GAAAAAUUGUCAAAAUUUAAAGUAGUAUCAACCUAACAAUUUAAUAGAAUUAAAAUGACUCAUAAAUGUUUAUGUUCAGAUAAAUAUUCCAAUGAAAAUGCAGUAAAAAAUCCUCAUUUAGCCGGUUUGGAAAAUGACUAUUUAUAUCACAUUGCACUGGAUACUGAAACGAUGAACUUAGUUGAAGCUUUUGGAGAUACUAAAUUUGUCUGUAUGGGAGGAUCCCCAAAGAAAAUGUACAUGUUUGCCAAAUAUAUAAUGGAAGAAAUUGGUCAUAAAUUACCGUUCGGCACUAAGUUACUAGAUAUCAGCGAAAAGGGUGAUCGAUAUUCUAUGUAUAAAGUAGGGCCAGUUAUUUCAGUAAAUCAUGGUAUGGGAUGUCCGACGAUAGGAAUCCUUCUAAAUGAACUAAUCAAAUUAAUGUAUUAUGCCAAAUGUAAGAAUCCAGUUUUCUUUAGAUUAGGUACGUGUGGUAGUAUAGGCUCUAAGCCAGGAACUGUUAUAAUCUCCGAAGACGCUUGUGACGGAAUGUUACAGAAAGAAUAUUCCAUUCCAGUUCUAGGAAAGUUGCUUACGAGAUCAACCGAAUUAGAUAAACAGUUAUGGCAGGAAUUGAAGUCUCUGUCUCUACCUGAUGACGAAUUUGAGGUAAUUUCGGGAACAACCAUGUGCACGAAUGACUUUUAUGAAGGCCAAGCGAGAGCAGAUGGAGCAUUUUGUGAUUAUACAGUAGAAGACCAAAUUAAUUAUCUAAAAUCUCUUCAAAGGAAAAACAUAGUCAAUAUUGAAAUGGAAUCUACGGCAUUUGCUGCAUUUACGAAAGCUGCAGGAAUCAAAUCUGGAGUAAUAUGUCUUAGCGUUCAGGAUGUCUUGGAAGGGGAUGAGAUAUCCGUUCCAAAAGAAGUUAUGGAUAAAUGGCAGGCUCGACCACAAAUCUUAGUAGCUCGGUAUAUAAAACAACAUCUAGAUUAAAAGUAUAUUUGAUAGAGGGUAUAGAUUACAAUUAAUAUAAAUCACUUACGAUUAUAAUAUUGUUACACUUCUUGAAAAUACCUUACUUGAACACAACUUGUUGACAAUACUUUUAACUGACUGAUAACUCUAAACUUCAAAAUCUAAAUAACAACUGUUAUAAACAGUCAAAAACAUCUGUUUACAUAUUUUUUCUGACUUUUCAAACUUCAAACAUUUCAUGAAUUUUCGAUGUCAUCUUGAAUUUUCUCGAACUUCUUCUUCUUUUUUAUCUAGGGGUUUUUUCUGUGAUAUAAAUCUUACGAAUUUUUUGUAACACUGCUCCCUCCUUUAUAGUUAUUUUCUUCUUCUUUAGCCUUCAUUUAUCCAUUGUUGGACAUAGGCCUCCUCCAAUUGCUUCCACGCUUCCCUAUCUUUUGCAAUUCUCAUCCACUGCUUUCCAGCUACAGCUGUUAUAUCGUCUAUUCAUCUCUUUUUGGGUCUUCCCGCGCUUCUUUUUGUUUCUCGAGGUCUCCAGAAUGUCACUUUAUGAGACCAUCUGUUGGUGUCUUGUCUUGCUACAUGUGCUACCGAUUGCAAUCUCAAUGUUGCUAUUUUUCCCAUGAUGUCGGUUACUUUAGUUCUUUGACGUAUUUUGGUGUUAGGAAUUUUGUCUCUGAGGCUUACAUUUAACAUGGCCUUCUCCAUGGCCCGUUAAGUUACUCUUAAUUGUUUUGCCAUUUUUCGUAUUAUUGCCAUAGUUUCUAAUCCAUAAGUUGCAACUGGUAGUAUACAAGUGUUAUAGGUUUUUCGUUUUAAGUGAAUUGGGAUUAUUCUGUCUUUUAAAAGGAAGCUCAACUUAUCAAAAGCAGCCCAUGACAAUUGUGUUCUUCUCUUAACUUCUAGGAUUUGGUUUAUAGUUAUUACCUUUAUAGUUAUUUGCCUCGAAUAAGGGGAUUAAGGGGAAUAAGAGAUCGAUUGAAGCCAACAGGGUAGAUGUAUGGAGUUAGUCUCUUGAUAUAAACUACCUUCGGUUUACUUCUAGUUGCAAACAGUUUAUUUUAUGCAGGACAGUCUACGGACCUUCCAAGUUUCGUUAAAGUUUCGGACAAAGUUCUUUUUUGCGUGUGAAAUUGUAUAACCAUACUAGGUCUCCUCUUUCGAAAGUUGUACCAGUAGCAUGCAUUUCAAGCCUGGCCUUGGCUUUAUCACUUUGAAGGUUUAAACUUUAAAGAGGGAAUUAGUAGACUUUUUCCAAUUUUUCUUUCAAAUUUUUAAUUUAAAUCAGGGAAGAAUGUUCUUCUUCCCGCAUCCCAAUCUUUCUAAUUGUCAGAUACGAACAUUGAAAGAUAUUGACAAAUAGUUCUGCUACAUCUUUUGACCAUUAUGUCUGAUUGAGAUUGGAGAGGCGAGUUUUCUUACUAACCAAGAUUUUCAUUAAUUCUUGUUAUAAUUCUGAUUAAAAAUUUUGUCCUUGAGUAAAAUGUAACUCUAAAGGAACUCUAUGUCUUGAUACAACUUGUGUUAUGAUCGCUUCUGCUACUGAAACCGCUUCUUGAUUGGGUAGAAUUUCAGACCAUUUAAAAAAAAUAAUCCAUUGUAACUAUUAAGUACUCUCUGCCAUUGGAAGUAGCCGAAAAUAUCCACUGCAAGUCAUUCACAAGGUUCUCCGGAAAGAUAUUGUGCCAUUUUACCAUAACUUCUCAUUCUGGGACAUCUUUUACUAAUAUAUUUAUCACAUUUCUUUGAUAAAUCUUCUACAUCUUGGCAGCAAUUUAGUAAAAUCUGUUUUGAACCCUGGCAAGUGUUCUUUUAACUGAGGGAACACGGAAGUGUUCCCUCUUCCGAUAAUAUAGACCAUCAGCAAGAUACAGGGAUUCCCAUUAAGCCCGGUAUGCGUUUAUAAUUUCACUGUAUUUGGUUAUUUUCUGACAAAUUCUGGUCCCCUGAAGACUUACUCUUUUUCUCUAAGCUGACACUGAUUCUGCAAAAUUGACACCUGUUCACUUAACUUUUCUAUUUCAUUUUUACUAAUCGCUAGUUGCUCCCUCAGUUGUGCAACUUUAGAUUAUAAAGUAUCUUUUUUGAUAAACGUUAAGUGAAAAGUAAGUCUGACCCUGUACACCUGCUAAAACAGGUAUAUUGGUCUUUACUAAAAGCGGUUAUUUUGCUGGUAAAACUGGAAUUGUUUAUUGAUAACAAUAACAAAUAAUUGCAAUUUGCUGACUUUAAUACUAAUUUAACUGGAUAUUAUGUAAAAAGUUUGUACACUUACAGUUUAUUUCAAUAUAUCACUGAGAUUUAC
Molecule: messenger RNA, 3256 nt
Organism: Diabrotica balteata
Lineage: Eukaryota; Metazoa; Arthropoda; Insecta; Coleoptera; Chrysomelidae
Source: the annotation of a GenBank genome assembly